GCGUGAAUAAAUAUCAGGAUCAUCCGAUAGCUGAUAACUAAGACAGUUUGUUAAAGUAGUUUAUUCUUGCGGAUACCAUUUGGCCUCUCCUUCUCGGUUCACAGGAAAGAAGCAAAAUCCACCUGAAGCACUUUGAUAAAAUGGUUAGUUCUGUAAACUAACUGGCAUCCUGGAUGGAAACCUUACCUUUGAUAUUCUCGCAAACGAAAAAACAAGACCGUUUUUGCGACAAGUCGAAGUCGCUUCUCAGCAACCUUGCCCGUUGUUGUUUUGUUCUUCUUCUCCUGUGGCAGAUUAUAGGGACGGUUCUUUACUUCCUGCGUGCCUACGAUUGCUGUUUAAGGGAUCGACACGCAACAUUUAGUUGCUCAAAUUUUACAAAAAUUCCUCACUCUAAAGAACUUGAACUGACAUGGCUGGUCUCCCAGGACAUAAGCAUUGGCUUGAUAGCAUUUGCCCUGAGAAAAGUGCCUGAAUUUAUGGGAUUUCGCGCAAUAUUGAAGAAAGCCGUCCGAAUGCCAGCAUUUUGGAGUCUGAUGGCAUUGCAUGCAAUGCAGAUCGUGGGAUUUACAAUAAUUAUGUAUUUUAACAAAUUAACUCAUAUACAAGUAUGUAUCGUAGCUGCGUUUUGCAUGCACGGAUUAGCACUCCUUGCAAUCCUUUUCGUGUUAAAUUUUACGCCGAUAAAUCGAAUUAGGCGAAGGCGUAACUACUUUGUUUUUAUACUCCUCAAAUUCACGUUACUGGUAUUUUUCGUGCAAACUUCUACAAUCUUUGUAGUUGGAUCCCUUCAGUUUACUUUUAAAGUCACUGGUUUAGAUGAGGUGGGACGAUCAGCUAAUUUCGUGACGAUUUUUCGAAAACUUCGAGAAUUUCCACAAGUUAUUUUCUUCUACAGGACAGCAACUUUCUUCUGGCACAAGUUCUUUUUGGAUAGUAGAAAUAUACUCAGCCAUUUUCAAAUGCUGAAGUCAAGAAAUGAUAUUUCGAAUAGAUUUCGUGAAUAAGAGUAUUUUUCUAUCGACCCCCAUGAAACCGAAACCAAAAUAAGCCACUGAUUUGCACAACGGAGAGAGGCUGAGACUACAGAUUUCAAAUUAAUGAAAUGUUUGACACCUUGGCAUAACUCUAAAAUGCCCGUUUAAGAAACGAAUAAAAUAUUUUUGAAAGUAACUUUGACCAAUAAAUCAAGGAAUCUUCAUUCUUUUGUUUUAUUUUGGAAGAUUAAAACAGAAGUU
Messenger RNA from Pocillopora verrucosa, 1238 nucleotides. RefSeq lists its product as uncharacterized. The record is from RefSeq and is a predicted model, not a curated record. NCBI's taxonomy places the organism in Eukaryota, Metazoa, Cnidaria, Anthozoa, Scleractinia, Pocilloporidae.